Messenger RNA from Podarcis muralis (Common wall lizard), 1453 nucleotides. RefSeq names its product retinol binding protein 1 (gene RBP1). Lineage: Eukaryota; Metazoa; Chordata; Lepidosauria; Squamata; Lacertidae. Gene Ontology annotation, molecular function: lipid binding. The record is from RefSeq and is a predicted model, not a curated record.
CCCGCCCCCAGCUUACUUGUACUGAAGUUAAUAGGUUUCUGUGAAGGACUGCUUAUUUCUCAGGCUGCAAAAACGUCGCAUUAUCUCAGCUGAUUAAUAAAACAUUCUGUCCUGCUGGAGAUACUGAGUGACAACUGGAAUCGGGGUGCAAGUCCAAUACUAAAAGGCUCAAUGAGUAAUGACUGGCUCUUUUUCCGCCAUCUAAUAGCCAUCUAGUUCUUCUUCCCAACACCUAUUGCCCAGGGAUUCCUUCAUAAAUUUAGCAAUUCAGAAUGCAAUUCCUUUUUUUGUGGUAGAACUUUCAUACCUCUUUGGAGUACAGGUUUGGAAGACAGAGGGCAACGAUCUCAGACGAUCCAGAGACUAUAAUUUGCCACUUCUUGAAUCACCUAGUGUGUCCACUGCAUACAGCACUAAGAUAUGCCAUUGGUGUAUCAGCAGAAGCCAUCUUCUUUUCUUAGCUGCAUGGAAGGGAAAGAAGUUAAAAUCGAAACUCAGCUAAUCGGUAGCCAUACAGCUAUCGGUAUAGAAGGGCAAUGACCUCGUCCAUUUAAAUCAAGCCAUCCUGCUGUCAUUAGCAAGCUAAAAGGUUCAGAUAUUUGGGGGGAUUUAAAGGUAACACUUCGACGCUAAUCGGCUUAAAGGGACUAGCAUAACUACAUGGCCGGAAGAACAGAUAAAAGAAACCAGAGUUCAGACUUGGCCUCAGCAAAAGGCUCUGAGCUGUAUGGUGCAGAAUUAACACACAAGUUGAAAAGCUUUGAUAUUGACGAGGACACAAGCACCAACCAUGCCUGCCGAUUUCAAUGGCUAUUGGAAAAUGCUCAGCAAUGACAACUUUGAGGAGUAUUUGAAAGCAUUAGAUGUAAAUAUUGCUGUGAGAAAAAUAGCUAAUAUGCUCAAACCGGACAAAGAGAUCAUUCAAGAUGGCGAUCACAUGAUCAUUAAGACACUAAGCACUUUUAAAAACUACAUCAUGGAUUUUGAUAUAGGGAAGGAAUUUGAGGAGGAUUUAACAGGGGUGGAUGAUCGCAAAUGCAUGACCUGUGUGACGUGGGACGGAGAUAAACUUCUUUGUGUACAGAAAGGAGAAAAAGAAGGCCGUGGCUGGACCCAGUGGAUUGAAGGGGACGAAAUGCACUUGGAAAUAAGAGCUUGUGGCGUCAAAUGUAAGCAAGUAUUUAAGAAGGUACAGUGAUGAGCCUGAACCCAGAGGCCAAGAGGGUCGAAUAAAAUGGAUGGACCAGCUGCCAAACUUACAACCCUGUUAGUGCACAAAAACCUUAUCCCUUAACACCUAGAAAGGAGCCCAUGGCCAACAUCUAGCCAUGUCUAAUUGGAACUCUGUAGUGGGUUUUAUUGCAUAUAUGAUAUUUUAAAAAGCAAUAGUUGAGUCUGAAUGAGCAUCAACAUCAUCAUGUAGAAGUUCAGAUUAAAGCUAAUGAAACCUGAA